Molecule: messenger RNA, 1978 nt
Organism: Bombus impatiens (common eastern bumble bee)
Lineage: Eukaryota; Metazoa; Arthropoda; Insecta; Hymenoptera; Apidae
Product: glucose dehydrogenase [FAD, quinone]-like
Molecular function (GO): flavin adenine dinucleotide binding; oxidoreductase activity, acting on CH-OH group of donors
Source: RefSeq, a predicted model, not a curated record
UCGUUUUGAAUUACAGGUCACUGAAUUACGGAUCACUUUCUUACGCUUGGUGUUUCAUCCACAUUGAUAAAGGAUAUCGGAGGAGAGUAAAAUGGAUGUCAAACGCAUCAUUCUCGAAGGGAUGAAAUCGCAUUCGGUGCUAUCGAUACUCUUAGGCAUGUCGCUGUAUGUCAUCUAUUCGAUUGUUCCAUACUCUUCAUCCAAUAUUCCUACCAAAUCAUUACUGCCGACUUACGAUUUCAUAAUCGUAGGCGGUGGUUCAGCAGGAACCGUUAUGGCGAAUCGCUUGUCCGAGGUGGAAGAUUGGGACGUACUCCUGCUGGAAGCAGGUGCCGAUGGAAGUGCUAUGUAUGAUGUUCCUACUCUUGUCGCCAAUUUGCAACGAUCUAAAAUCGAUUGGAAUUACACGACGGAACCGAAUGAAAAUUACUGUCUCGCGAUGGAAGGCGGUCAGUGCCGCUGGCCACGUGGCAAAGUACUCGGGGGCAGCAGUGGCAUAAAUUACAUGCUUUACGUCCGCGGUGCCAAAAAAGAUUACGACAUCUGGGAACAGCAAGGCAAUCCAGGAUGGUCGUAUCAGAAUGUGCUGCCUUAUUUCUUAAAAUCUGAAGACAAUCGAAAUCACAGCUACGCCAAAACACCGUAUCAUUCAACCGGCGGGUACUUAACCGUCGAAGAACCACGAUGGCACACUCCUCUGGCCGCUGCGUUCAUUCAAGCCGGCAAAGAAAUGGGUUACGAGAAUCGAGAUAUUAACGGAGAACGGCAUACUGGCUUUAUGAUUCCUCAAGGCACCAUCAGAGAUGGUAGCCGCUGCUCCACGGCGAAAGCCUUCUUGCGGCCAGCCAGGAUGCGGAAAAAUUUACACGUCGCCAUGGAAGCGUAUGUUACCAAAAUUUUAAUAGAUCCGUCAACGAAAAGGGCUUACGGCGUAGAGUUCAUUAGAGACGGGGAAACGUUGCGCGUACAUGCCAACAAAGAAGUGAUCGUUUCCGGUGGAGCUAUUAAUAGCCCCCAGUUGUUGAUGCUGUCAGGAAUAGGACCUAGAGAACACUUAUCGGAACACGGUAUACCAGUGAUUCAGGAUUUAAGAGUGGGCCACAAUCUUCAAGACCAUAUAAGCGGGGGUAUUAUGUUCUUAGUGAAUGAAGAAGUUUCAAUCGUACAGAGCAGACUGAUUAAUAUUAACUAUGCCCUAGAGUACGCUAUAUCCGGAGACGGUCCUUUGACAACCUUAGGAUUUAAUGAAGCACUAGGUUUUAUUAAUACCAAAUAUGCGAAUGCCUCCGACGAUUUUCCAGACAUACAAAUACAUAUGUGGUCAACGGGGGACUACUCCGAGAGCACUAGAAAGAUUUUUGGAUUGACGAGAGAAUUCUAUGAUGCCGUAUAUAGAGAUGUUCACAAUAAGGACGGGUGGAGUGUGUAUCCUACCCUUUUAAGACCUAAAAGUAGAGGAAUUAUCAAGCUUCGGAGCAACAAUCCUUUCGAUCACCCAUUGAUUUAUCCAAAUUAUUUCAAGGAGCCAGAAGACAUGGCCACAUUGAUCGAAGGAGUUAAAUUUGUACUCGAGAUGAGUAAAACUGUUUCGCUUAGACGUUACGGCAGCAAACUGAAUCCGAAUCCAUUUCCUGACUGCAAGCAUAUCCCAUUGUAUAGCGACCCGUACUGGGAGUGCAUGAUCAGAUCUUUCCCCUUAACUAUAUCACACCCUGUGGGUACUUGUAAGAUGGGGCCAAAGUCGGACCCAAAAGCGGUGGUUGAUCCUUGGCUUCGAAUUUAUGGAAUUACUGGACUUCGAGUUAUAGACAGUUCAAUUAUGCCAAAUUUGAUCAGUGGCAAUGCCAAUGCGCCGACUAUCAUGAUCGCAGAGAAGGGUUCCGAUAUGGUCAAAGAGAAAUGGUUGAUGGAAUUAGACGUAUAUCAAUAGUUGCUUUUGUAAAUUAAUUUUAUGCACCUACUUGUACUAUUACGUGCA